CAAGAAGCUGGGGAUUUGUAAUGCAAGCAGCGUUUCCAGGUUUCUUUUCCGCUUUGCUCUCAUCCCGCUGUUGGAUUUGAGAUCAUGUCGGUUAAUAUUGUAGCUUUUGGGAAUGAAAGAGACGAUGGGUUUUCUGAGGACAAUCGGCAGCCGAGCCUGAUCUGGAGCUAUCUCGGGAGAAGUGCUCUCAUUUCCCAGAUUGACAGCAGCUUGUCUGCCAGUCACGUUGGAAACCCAGUUUUUACCGAGUAUCAAGCCUGCGUGUUUGGAAAUGUCAGACUGGUGGUACACGACUGUCCUGUCUGGGAUAUAUUUGACAGUGACUGGUACACUUCUCGCAGUCUCAUUGGAGGAGCUGAUAUUAUUGUGAUUAAGUACUCUGUCAAUGACAAGACUUCAUUUCAAGAACUAAAGGACAGUUAUGUCCCAAUGAUAAAAAAAGCAUUAAACCACUGUUCAGUUCCAGUAAUAAUUUCUGCUAUUGGUGCAAGAAAAAACGGAGUGCCUUGCACCUGCCCCCUGUGCACUUCGGACAGGAGGAGCUGCGUUACCACCUCCGAGGGAGUGCAGCUGGCCAAGGAACUAGGAGCUACUUACCUCGAGUUGCACACUCUUAAUGACUUCUACAUACAGAAGUACUUUGGAGGAGUGCUGGAAUAUUUUAUGAUCCAAAGUUUGAAUCAGAAGUCAUCUGAAAAAAUGAAGAAAAGGAAAAAGAUGCAGAAGUGCCAUCGAGUUCAACCACCUCAGCUUGAACAGCCAGAAAAAAUGCCGAUCUUAAAGGGCGAAGCCUCACACUAUGAUGCGGACUUGCACAACUUGCUCUGCUGCUGUCAGUGCGCAGACGUGGCGUUCUACCCUGAAGACCUCAGCACGGUGGUGGAGGCUCACAAGAUCAUCCUCUGCUCCGUCAGCCACCUCUUCAUGCUGCUUUUCGAGGUGAAGAGCCCUGCCGACAUCCACGAUGCCUCCAUCGUGCGGACGGCACAGAGCCUCUUCGCAGUGGAGGCGGAGGCUGCCUUCCCCCCGGCCCCCCGCGGCAUCCCGCCCUGCGUCCCACUGGUGAGGGUGGUGGUGAAGGACUCCGUCUUCUGCUCUUGCCUGCCAGACGUCCUCCACUUCAUUUAUUCAGGUGCUUUCCAGUGGGAACGAUUAGAAGAGGAUAUAAAAAAGAAGUUGAAGGAUCCAGAAAAAACUGAACACGUGCUUGAGAAAGUUAAAUGUAUCCUGAAAACUCCAGGGAAGCUAAACACUGUAAAGGACUGCAGAUCUCACCAGAUAAAACGGCUGUAUAAUACUUCUCUCAGGCUGUUCUUUAAUACGCCUGUCCUAGCUGAUGUCAUCUUCAAAAUACAAGGUGCAACUGUACCAGCCCACAGAGCAGUUCUGGUAGCUCGCUGUGAGGUAAUGGCAGCUAUGUUUAAUGGUAAUUAUUUUGAAGCAAAUAGUAUUCUGGUUCCAGUGUAUGGGGUUUCCAAAGACACUUUCCUCUCCUUUCUAGAGUAUCUUUAUACGGACUCCUGCUGCCCAGCCAGUAUUCUCCAAGCUAUGUCUCUCUUGAUCUGUGCAGAGAUGUACCAAGUAAUGAGGCUGCAGCAUAUUUGUGAGCUUUACAUUAUCACUCAGCUUCAGAGCAUGCCUAGCAGGGAACUGGCAUCCACAAGUCUCAGUAUUGUUAGCUUGCUCAAAAAAGCUAAGUUUCACAAUUCUGAUUGCCUUUCAACUUGGCUUCUUCAUUUUAUUGCCACUAACUACCUCAUCUUCAGUCAAAAGCCUGAAUUUCAAGAUCUUUCAGUGGAGGAGCGCAAUUUUGUAGAGAUGCACAGAUGGCCUUCCAAUUUGUACCUGAAGCAGCUUGCUGAUUACAGGAACUAUGUCCACUCCCAGAAAUGCCAUUGCACAGUAAUGUAGAGAAGACUGAACGUACGCAAAGUGCGUCUCGACUGGUA
Aptenodytes forsteri (emperor penguin) is the source of this 1949-nucleotide messenger RNA. RefSeq names its product Rho related BTB domain containing 3 (gene RHOBTB3). Gene Ontology annotation, cellular component: cytoplasm. The record is from RefSeq and is a predicted model, not a curated record. Gene Ontology annotation, molecular function: ubiquitin protein ligase binding; GTP binding; GTPase activity. The transcript is spliced from 12 exons. Lineage: Eukaryota; Metazoa; Chordata; Aves; Sphenisciformes; Spheniscidae. The coding region runs from base 85 to 1911 and encodes 608 amino acids. Gene Ontology annotation, biological process: regulation of proteolysis; proteasome-mediated ubiquitin-dependent protein catabolic process.